Molecule: messenger RNA, 1759 nt
Organism: Toxotes jaculatrix (banded archerfish)
Lineage: Eukaryota; Metazoa; Chordata; Actinopteri; Toxotidae
Product: zinc finger protein with KRAB and SCAN domains 8-like
Exons: 2
Coding region: 53-1069 (338 amino acids)
Biological process (GO): regulation of transcription by RNA polymerase II
Molecular function (GO): DNA-binding transcription factor activity; RNA polymerase II cis-regulatory region sequence-specific DNA binding
Source: RefSeq, a predicted model, not a curated record
GAGAGAGAGAGAGGGGUCGUGUAACUCGAGUUACUUAUUUUUCACAGUGGAAAUGUUUGCAGUGGUGAAUGUGAGAGAAUUAAUCAGAGAGCGACUAACUGCAGCCGCCGAAGAAAUAUUAGGAGUCUUUGAGCAGACGAUAUCGGUGUACGAGGAGGAGAUCAACCGCCAGCGCACACUGCUGGAUCUCGUCCUGAAGCCUGACUUAAAGCUGCACAGGACAGAGCUACCACGGCAAUAUGUCUCUAAGGAGGAGGAGGUGGUUCUUGCUGACCAGCAGCUCUGUAACCUGGAGAGGGACUCCAGCCUGGACCAAGAGACUCCACAGAUUAAAGAGGAGCAAGGCGACUGUGCCAACACCAGUCAGGAAGGAGAGCAGCUUGUACUGAAGCAGGAGGAUGAUUUCCUAAAUUCAGACAGAAGUGACAGACGUGAUCAAAGUCAAGACUGGACUCUGGUUUACAGUGAUGAUCAGAGUCAAAGUGCAGCAGAGGAGGAGCCUCCAGACAACGUUUCAGGUAAAAGGGUAAGAUCUGAAUCUGACAGAAGAGGCUCCGGAGUAUCUGAACCAAACAGUGAAGAUCAGCUCCUUUUUGAAAAGGGCGACCGUGGAAAGGCAGCAAAACCAAAGAGGAAACUAAGGGGGACCUCAACAUCAACUAGAAACAUUAAGGCAAAAAGAAAGAAGACACAGAAUGACAGAGGCCACAAAAAACAAAGUGGGAAAAACUCAAAAUCAACUAGUAAUUCUCAGCCUAAACCAACACAAUUAAAAAGUCACAUGAGGACUCGCACUGCUGAGAAGCCUUUUAGUUGCACAGUUUGUGGAAAGAGAUUCGGCUUCAAGCGUUACCUCAAACAGCACAUGAUAACCCACUCAGGUGAGAAGCCGUACUCCUGCAACACGUGUUGGAAGGGUUUCCGUCGUUUAGAACAUUUGCAAAUUCACAUGAGAAGUCACACAGGUGAAAGGCCUUACAGCUGUGUUUACUGUGAGAGGGCGUUUUCUGUCAGCUCGACCCUGACGAAACAUAUCCGGUUGCAUACAGGUGAGAAGCCUUAUAACUGAGGUGUUCAUAUGAAAGCAAGACCAAGAGGGGCUUACAAGUGCAGCCUCGAAGGAGAAGAGUUCGCAAGCUAUUUAACCCUGAAGAAACAAAUGAAUGUAUACCAAGAGACGUGUUUCUCACUGUUUGACUUUUUUUUUUAACCAGGAAUCUUUGUUCUUGUUCCUGCACGAACGAAAAAACAAACUGUGUUCCUAUGUUCAAAUCUGAAUUAAAGAAGGUAUAAUAAAAGCCACAAAGGAGUCUGUUUCCAAAAAUAAAGGCAGAAUGAAGAAGAAAGCAAGACAAUGGAAAGAGAAAUGUUAAAAAAAAAGAACAUACAGAACAAACAAGCCAAGGUGGUAGCAAGGAGAAGAAAGUGCUGUGAAAGUAAUGGAAAUUAUGGUGAUUCAACUCGGAGCAUAAAUCGAAAACCGCUAAAAUACAAAGAUGAAAUGUGUUUUAUCAUGCUAAAACGUUUAAGUAUAGAGGGACAGAAGUGAUUGCUACUAUAUAAAAGAAGAAUCUCAGUAAACUGGAAGAAGCUUUAAUUAUUCCUAUAACGAAAGAUGCUUGGAAACCUGCAAACUACAGACCAAUUUUCUUGACAUCACGCAUCAGUGAAGUGAAAGGCUCUUGGAAAAAAGAUGUAUGGUGUCUACCUACUAAAGUGGAUUUAGAAAAAGAAUGUGUCUGACAGAUGAAAUAAAGAA